CAUGCGGUUGAUGAAUUUGGCCCAACAUGAGUCGGGUGUUCGAAGACAUAUGUCGGUUACAUUGCUGAUAAGUUGUGACUGCAAGCCAUUUCCCACUCUUCUUGAUUUCCAUUUUCUCGUGCAGGAUUUGUGGAUACUUGCUUUGAGACGAAGUUCACCAGAUCUCGCAUAUCCUCUGAUUAGAUCCCGACGUAGAAUUAGUUGUUUAUGAUUUUCAAUUUACGUUCUUUUCCGCAUGAAGACGAAGGUUUCAGCUGAUAACAGUGUAGAAGGAGUGCCUUCGCAAACAACUGCUGCUACCACGAUUGCAAACACUGCUCAAUCCAGCGUCUGGUCAAUAUGUGAUAUAUCGACCGACCCACAUGUCGAGCUACGAGACAUAACACCGUCAAUUAGUCCUGUAUUUACCGACGAUCAAGUGCACGAGCUGACUCGAAAUCCUGCCGAAGUGGAUGUGUUGAGCGAGCAUUUUCUCCCCCCGGAUACUUUCAAACGGAUCGACGAAGUUCUGAGCUCGAGCGGAGAAACAAACCUUCUCUACACAGAUCCAGAGCUUAGUGACACAUUGAAAGAAAACCACGAUGUUCUUUUAACAGGUGAGCUUGGUUUCCAUGGAACCAUGUUCCCAUCGUUCGAUUCAAUAGUUGAAGCCGACAGGAUACUAAACAAACGAGAUGAAUCAUCUUCAGAAAACAGUGCUGAGGCAAAUGAUUCACAAGCUGGCACUUCCGAUUCUGUUAAUUGGUCUAAGGACAGUGCAGAAUUGAAUGAUACCACAGGGAACCCAGAAGGUGAGAACCAGGAAAGUGACAACAAAGGUCUGAGGCGUUCUCCUCGAAAGCGCGUUCAGGUCAAGAAGGAUUUAGAUGUACCGAAAACAAGCAACCCUGCUGGAAAAUCUAUCUCGAGAGGCAAAGAUAUAUCAAAGCUAAAAUAUGCAAAACAAGCUGAUGAAGGCAAAGAAGAAAAAAAGGAAGUGCGCAGAAGUGGCAGGGCACAGAAAAAAGUGGAAAAGGAUGAAAGUGAUGACGACAAAAAAGGGAAAGACAAAGUUGUAAAUAACAAAAAGAGAAACACAAAGGAAGAUGCAAAGGCACAAAAACCAUCUUCACAGCCAGAGGAUUCCUCUAAAAAUGUGCGAAGGUCACCCAGGAAUCAAAGCAAGGCUUCCAUGGAGGCAAAGCAGAAAGCAAACAAAAAAGCUCCAAGGAAGCGUCAGGAAACAAAUCUUGAAGAUUCUGAAGGAAAUAAAGAAGGGAGCAAUGCCAUUUGUGACGGGAAAGAGCCUGAUAGUAUAACAAACAAUAACAUAGAAGACAAAUCUGAUGAAUCUGGAUCAGAUGCAAAGAGGAAAAACAGGAAAACAGACAUUUCUGAAGAGGUGAAGGGUAGGCCAAAAGAGAAAGCAGAUAUAAGAAAAAGUGGAAGGGUGACAAGAAAUAGAGGAAAGGAAGCUAAUGAAGAAGAAGAGAAGGUGGUUCGUGGAAAGGUUAAAUCAAAGGUGAAUAAAAGUAAAGAAGAAUCUCACAAUGAACCAAACUCUGGUGAAACAAAAGUCAAAGAUAAAAGUGAAACAGAGAUUACAAGUAAUGAGUCAGAUGUAAAAGAAGAUGGCCAAGAUGUUUCUAAGAGGAUUACUGAUAGUUCUGAGGUGAAAGAUGAUGAAUGUGUGUCAUCAACCAAGAAGGAAAGAGGAGGUGACAUACAAGAAAAAGCUGUCAGAAAGAAGACAGUGGAAGUGAAAGUUGAACCAUCAGAAAACAAGGAGAAUGAAAAUGGGAGAAGUAGUAGAAGAAAAGAAAGAAAAUCAGUGGAGAACUCAGUGAAAAGUGUUGAAAAGGGUGAACAAUUGAAAACUUCUAUGGCAAAACAAUCCACAGAAGACAUGCAAAAAACUGAUAAAAGAGAGAGUUUGUCAGGUGAAGAAGAUACAAACUCUGUUAAAGAAGGGAAAAGUGUUGAAAAAUCUGUUAAAAAAGAGACCCUGGCUCGUGAUUUAACAAACAAGAAAGCUGUCAAGGAUUCUUCAGUGGAUCCCAGGCAGAAAGGCUUAAAAGAAAGUCAAGAAGAUAAGGAAUCAGAUGCUGAAAUGGACUCAGAUAAUAAUGAGGAGUUUAAUGAUGACUCAGAUUAUGAUCCAGAGUAUGAUCCAGAUCGUUUGUGGUGUGUCUGUAGAAAACCACAUGGUAACAGGUUCAUGAUUUGUUGUGAUCAUUGUGAAGAGUGGUUUCAUGGAAUAUGUGUUGGUAUAACAAUGACUCAGGGGCGACAAAUGGAGAAGGAUGGUCAAGACUAUGUCUGUCCUAAAUGCAAAGCAAAAAUAGAAGCAACAUCAGAAGUACCAGAGAAAAAGAGCAGGGAGGUGGCCAAUGCUGAAAAUACAGGAGGUAAAACAUCUUCACCGGAACGUCGCCAUCGCAGAAGAGAGCACUCACUUAAAAUGAAGAUCCCGGGUGAAUCAGAGACAAGAAAACGGCGGCAUUUCAGUCUUGGAAAGAAUAGGGAUGAAAUGAUUGAGGAGGAUUUCAGUGGCAAGAAAUCUAGAGACUCUGAAAAAGGGGAAACAAGGGAUGAUAUAAGGAAAAAUGUACCUGAACACAAAGGCUUCAAAAUACCCAAGAAGGUGAGGACAACACCAACUCCAGCAUCAUACAUGCAUCAUCCCACCCAGUCACAGUGUGUGGCUGCAGAUUGUUCAAAGCUUGCUGAUUAUCAAUCUGUUUACUGCAGUUCAGAGUGUAUGCAAAGACAUGCUGAGGAAUCUAUUAAAAUAAUCUUGGAAGAGAAGAAAAAAAGAAUGGGGUGUAAAUCAUCAGUUUCCUCAUCCAAGAAUGUCACAUCACCAACAUCAAAUCUGUUAGGACCAGUCCCCUGGAAUUCUCAAACAGCCCCAGUCUCCUCUCAGCCAGAAUCUUCUCAACUCAAAGAGGGAAUAGCAGUCAUAGAGAGGUCCACUGGGCGGGUGAUUGCGGGUGUGGCAGCACCCUCUCAGGAGGAGUUAGUUGACUGGCUGCAUGAUCAUCCUACAUUUGAGGUGCUGCGGCCAUCAGUCGGAAAAGAUGAGAAAAAGAAAGAGAAAAAAGAAGAUAGUGAGAAAACUGUGAGAGAAAACAUCAGAAAAUCACUAAGGGAGAUUUUAACAACAAGAUCCAAGGAGCAACAGGAUUUGAAUGCAACAGAAGAAGACAUCGAUAAGUGCUCACUGGACGUUGAAAGGGAAAUGUUUUCUUUCUUUGGGGACACAGGGCAGCGCUAUAAGAACAAGUAUCGCAGCUUGAUGUUUAACCUCAAGGAUCCCAGGAACAAGGUGUUGUUUCGACAUGUUCUGUCUGGGGAGAUAACUCUUGAUCGUCUUGUACGGAUGACACCUGAACAGCUCGCAUCACCAGAGCUGGCUACCUGGCGUGAACAGGAAACAAAACAUAACUCAGUUAAAACCACUUCAGAGGUUAACGUAGAGAAAAAUCUUCCAGAUAGCAACACGGUAUCCAGUACCUUGCUUCUCGACACCACUGAUGAACAUCGCAUUCAUCUCUUUGAUCUCAACUGCCGCAUCUGCACUGGAAAAAUGGCGCCCCCAGGGGAGCCCCCGAGGAGAGAAACACCUGCUCCACUUGUAUCAACCACAUCAAUAGUUCAAGCUGUUGCUGAGAGUUCAGUUCCUUCUCCUACACCUAUGGACAUUGUCACCUCCGCGAGCUCACCAGACUCGGCUGUGCAGCCUCCCGUGUCACCCACUAUGCUGGCCAAAACAGCCAAAAAAGUCCCAGCCGUGUGGAAAGGAUUUGUGAUGAUGCAGAGUAUUGCUAAGUUCGGUACCAGUGCUUAUCGUGUAUCGGGGCCAUGCGACGAUUUGCUGCAUUUGUUGCCCGAUACACUACAUGUUCAGGGUCGCAUUGCGCAUGAGCAGGUCUGGGACUAUCUACUGCAACUGAAGAGCUCCACGUCGAGGGAGGUGUGUGUGAUUAGGUACGAGGCUUCCUCUGAUGACGAAAAGCUGAGUUACGUGUCGCUGUAUUCGUACUUUUAUAGUAGAAAGAGAUGCGGUGUGGUUAGUAACUGUUACACUGGAGUCAAAGAUAUGUAUCUGGUACCUCUAGCCUCACAUCAACGCGUACCGCCAGAGCUACUACCAUUUGACGGACCUGGACUAGAUGAUCCCCGUCCUCAUAUGCUCCUGGGAGUAAUUGUCCGAUCCAAGGUAUUGUUCAAGCGCCCGCGUGCACUUAGUCAGCGCUCACUGUCCCCUCCUCCCAAGCGCCGAACCAGUUCAGCGAGUGUGGAGAACAGCAGCAGCGAUGGAGGUGCUGAGGAGAGCCCGACCAGGAAAAGAGAAGUGCUUAGUGAACUUCAUGACUCGCCUCCGGCGGACAUUGAAGAUAUUGUGUUUCAGUACAACACCACUCAAGCUAAGGUCAGCAGUAAGGAGACCAAGGAUUUGUCAGCCAAAGCUUCUCCUGUAUCUGAGACAUCGACGCCUUCAGUAGCUUCCUCCUCUGGAGCGCCGAGCUCUCCUGCUGUUUCUACGAGUAAUUCAUCUGUUCCUUCCCUUGAGGCACAGAAACAGCAGUUACUCGAUCUUCAAGAGCGCGCACGACAGUAUAUCAUGGCUCAGACACAGCGAAAAGAAGUUGCAGCUAUUGACCAUUCAACCACCGCUACUAGUGAGGAUAAACCGGAUAUUCCAUUUCCUGUUGCAAAUGAUCCAGAAAAUGACAAAAGCAGAAGUGUAGACGAUGAUGCACCGUAUGAUCCCGAGGAACAUUUACUUCUUGAUCUUAAUCCUUCUACGCACACUCCAACCAAACCUGCAGUAUCUGUACCACCAGAGGAGCCAUCUAAACCCUCCAGUCUUCAAAUGUUGGUCUCCACUCUUCAAAGACUUCAAGGUGCUGGCAGCAAAAGUUUAAGUCCGCAUUUAACAGCUCUUUCUUCAAUUCUACCAUUGGGGGCAACCUCCGGAUCCAAAGAAGAAGUUAAUCAAGGAAACGAGACCACUGCUGUAGCUACGGCAGGUACCAUUAACCAGUCGUCUAUCUCGGCUAGCUCGAAAAGUCCGUCCAUUGUAUCAGGUAUCAGCAUACUGCAACUCAUUGGGCCAGUCAGCAGUGGAUUGGAAGCAAUAUCCUCUGACAGCACAUCCUAUCCUACAGCUACUGCAAGCCAUGUGUCAACGCCUAUAAGUACGGCCAAGCUACAUCCGGUUCCGUCCAGUUCAACCGUACAUCUACAGCUUUCCGCGCCUGCAAGCCGUGCGCCAUCAGCUGUGGAUGAAGGUGUACAGAAGUCUUUAAGUGGAAACGUAACGCAGCAGUACAGCGGUCUUCGACCAGAAGAGCGUGCGCGGCUGGCGGCGCGCGAAUCACGCAUAGAGUCGAGGGAAAAUAGACGAUUAUCAAGCGAACGCAGAGGUGAAUCACAAGAACAAAGAAGGUUGGGCGACAGAGAGAGGGAUGGUUGGCACGAUAACCCGCGUUUCCCACGGGACUCCAGGCCUUCCGGUUCGUUUGAGUCGCGUAACCCUCGGGAUUCCCGAAGCGACUGGCGGGAUCAACACAGGUCCGGACGGCUUUGGUACGAGGAUGAACAUCGGCGAGACAGACACUCCCAACCGAUAGACGAACGACCAAGAUACCAAGAACGGAGAGACGAAAGAAGAUUCAGGGGGAAUUGGGGUCGGGAGAGGUGGAGGCGGUGACUGCACAAAGUUGUUUAAAAUACUGUUACUGAAAGUUCGCAAAAGUUUAACUGUCCUCAAGAGAAUUUGUAUCGUGAAUAUCCCAAAGGCUCUCCGCUGGGAUGCCGCAUGUAGUUUUUUUUCAAAAUGGUUCAAACGUGUUGUUUUGACUAGAGACUUUUAGUUCGGUGGGCUAUAAUUUUUGUACAUAGCAGGUAGAUGUUUUUACAGAUAUAUAAUGCUGUAGAGUUUUAUCAGAGUGGUUCAUGUGUUGUUUCUCUAACGUCCAAUAAAAUUUGUUGGUCUUCUA
This is a messenger RNA of Stylophora pistillata, 5987 nucleotides long. RefSeq lists its product as uncharacterized. Gene Ontology annotation, cellular component: nucleus. Gene Ontology annotation, molecular function: protein binding. NCBI's taxonomy places the organism in Eukaryota, Metazoa, Cnidaria, Anthozoa, Scleractinia, Pocilloporidae. Gene Ontology annotation, biological process: DNA-templated transcription. The record is from RefSeq and is a predicted model, not a curated record.